Messenger RNA from Pan troglodytes (chimpanzee), 745 nucleotides. It is a transcript of the gene APOC1A, whose product is annotated as Apolipoprotein C-I, acidic form. Gene Ontology annotation, cellular component: extracellular region; very-low-density lipoprotein particle; high-density lipoprotein particle. Lineage: Eukaryota; Metazoa; Chordata; Mammalia; Primates; Hominidae. Bases 217 to 609 code for a protein of 130 amino acids. The transcript has 4 exons. Gene Ontology annotation, biological process: triglyceride metabolic process; negative regulation of lipid catabolic process; negative regulation of very-low-density lipoprotein particle clearance. Gene Ontology annotation, molecular function: phospholipase inhibitor activity; fatty acid binding. The record is from RefSeq and is a predicted model, not a curated record.
AGGGGCAUACUCUCAGAGCUUUGCAGCUGAGGGUUUUAAUUUUUUGAGAUGGGGUCUCACUCUGUCCCACCAGGCUGGAGUGCAGUGGCGCAAUCACAGCUCACUGCAGCCUCGAACUCCUGGGCUCAAGCAAUCUUUCUACCUCAGCCUCUUGAGUAGCUGGGACUACAGGCUUGCGCCACCACGCUCAGCUAAUUUUUGAACUUUUUUGUAGAGAUGAGGUCUCCCUAUAUUGCCCAGGCUGGUCUCUUAACUCCUGGGCUCAAGCGAUCCUCCUUCCUCAGCUUCCCAAAGCACUGGGAUUACAGGCAUGAGCCACCAUGCCUGGCCAAUGCAGGGUGCCCCUCCGGCCUCGCCAUGAGGCUCUUCCUGUCGCUCCCGGUCCUGGUGGUGGUUCUGUCGAUGGUCUUGGAAGGCCCAGCCCCAGCCCAGGGGGCUCCAGAAGUCUCCAACCCCUUUGAUGGCCUGGAGGAGUUAGGAAAGACCCUGGAGGACAACACUCGGGAAUUCAUCAACCGCAUCACACAGAGUGAACUUCCUGCCAAGAUGUGGGAUUGGUUUUCAGAGACAUUUCGGAAAGUGAAGGAGAAACUCAAGAUUGACUCAUGAGGACCUGAAGGGUGACAUCCCAGGAGGGGCCUCUGAAAUUUCCAACACCCCAGCGCCUGUACUGAGGACGCCCUCCAUGUGUGUCCAAUGUGGUCACACGCCCAGGUGUGACCAAUAAAAAUCCUAUGGAAAAUUC